CUUCUCAUCAUCAUCAUCAUCAGCAGCAUCAUCUGGGGAUGCAGGCAGCAGGGUAGGUGGGGCCACUUCCUGCAGAGAUGUUUCCCGAUAUUGCCUUCUGAUAGUGACAGGCGGCACAGCAAAACAUCUGAUGCACUCAGGCAGUAGGUGUGGAAGGGUAACCCACAAAGAUCCAUCUAUUCUCCCUGUGCAUCAUGACAUAGGGAGACACUUGCGGAAACUGUUCCAUGUCUGGCCACAGGAGAGGACGCAUUAGGUUUCUUUAUUCCACGCAUAACUGAGUGGGCUUCUCCUGCACAGAGGGGUCCACAGCCAGGGGAAGGACGCAGGAGAAGAGGCUAUCGCUGCAACAUGACUUAGAGCAAGCAGUGGUCCAGGAGUUGUCGUACCAGAUGUGAAGAAGACAACCUGCCUUCUGCUUGGAAAGAAACUGGGGGUUCUCCAUUUGCUAGAACUAAGACACCAGGACUGCAGUUUACGCCAGAGUAUACUGUUACUAUUUCUUGAACGUUCAAGGUGGGAGGAGGGGAGGAGUGAGGCUUCCUCGUUACGGCAACACCGUUUACUUAAUUAGUCAGGGGUUCCGCUCAGCUGCCAGGGUGGAGAGCAUGGCAUGGCCCUGUAUCACCAGGGCGUGCUGCAUAGCCCGUUUCUGGAACCAGCUAGAUAAGGGCGACAUCGCGGUCCCGCUGGUUUUCUCCAAGUACUCUGAGGUCACAGAAGGAGGUCAGCAACACCACUAUGCCCACUUUCAACAGCCGCAAGCCCAUCCGAUUUCGGCUGCCAUCGAGGCACAGCCGGCCCAAGUAGAUCACGCAGGCCAUGCCGGGCCCACCAGAGACUUGCCCCAACAGCCCGGGCCCGGCCAUAGCAAAGAGCCAACGGGCUCAGUCAUGCGUCAGGAUUACAAGGCCUGGAAGGUAAAGCCGGAGGCAAGCUGCAAACCCAAAAAUGAUUACCAGCCAACCGAGGCUCCUCUUCAGCGGGAGACACAGUACCAGAAAGAUUACAAAGCUUGGCCCAUCCCUCGCCGUGGGGACCAUCCGUGGAUUCCAAAGCCCUCGCCGGGCCCGACUGCCCCAACAGCCUCCAGUGAGGCCAAAAGAAAGACCACACCAGUAGCCUUACCAGAAAAGAGGCCCGAGGAGCCAACUAAAGUGGAUUCUGCUGAGUUAGUGGUGCCGAAAGUAAAGAGUUCUGUGUCAUUUUGCCAUGCGGCCGGCAUAGAGUCCACCGCUAACCAUGCCCAAGGGAAGAAAGCCAGGGAGAAGUCUCCAUCGUCACGUUGGUCUAUGGAUGGGCUGAGGCUAAGGGAUGCAGCAGAUAUUCUCAAUAUGCAGAUCAAAGAGGAAGGUGGAGCGGGCUCCUCGUACAGAAACGAGUUUAAACCUUGGACUGACGUGAAACCUGUGAAAUCUAUAAGGGCCAAGUUCCAGUAUAAGCCCCCGGAGGAGAAAAUGGUCCAAGAAAGCAGCUACAAAGCCACGUACAAGGGGGAGGUCAACCAGCCCGUAGCCGGUGACAACAAACUGACCGAGCGUAGGAGGAUACGGAGUCUCUACAGUGAGCCACACAAGGAUACCGCCAAGGUGGAGAAGCCUAGUGUUCAGACUUCCAAACCAAAAAAGACCACUCCCAGCCAUAAACCUGUGAAAAAGGCCAAAGAGAAGCAGAUCAUUCCCGGCCGGGCGUCUAAAAAGAAGGGCCCCGAGGUGACCUCCACGACAACGCCAGAGGAAAAACAGAAGAGCAAAGAGAUGAAUAAUAAACUGGCCGAAGCUAAAGAGAAGACAGUGAAUCCCAGCAGUGGCGCGGACGCGGAGCCCCGGAACGCAGAACAGGAUUGAUCUCAUACAGCGGGAGCGCCACCUUCUCCUGAUAGUGCCAUUUGGGAUCGCUGUAUAGCCGUCCACAACAUGUUAUAUACGGUUCUUCUGUAGAUUAUAAAUACUACCUUUAGCGAUUUUGUAUAUAUCUCCUGCUUUGUACUGCUCACCAG
Molecule: messenger RNA, 1999 nt
Organism: Pseudophryne corroboree (corroboree frog)
Lineage: Eukaryota; Metazoa; Chordata; Amphibia; Anura; Myobatrachidae
Gene: MAP6
Product: microtubule associated protein 6
Exons: 4
Coding region: 609-1847 (412 amino acids)
Biological process (GO): cytoskeleton-dependent intracellular transport; regulation of microtubule cytoskeleton organization; microtubule cytoskeleton organization
Cellular component (GO): microtubule; cis-Golgi network; Golgi-associated vesicle
Molecular function (GO): microtubule binding; calmodulin binding
Source: RefSeq, a predicted model, not a curated record